AUGUCGUACAGUGGAUCAUCAUCGAAUCUGAGUGUGGCACUUGCGCGCACGCGUUAUCUGGACGCCUUUCAGUCGAUAGUUGCCUCGACACCGAGGCUGAGACCCACCGACGCGCAAGCGCCAUCUACGAUAGGUUGUCUAGAAGAGGAAACAAUGGACAUACGUCUUCUGUUGAGCGCAGUGAACGAAAGGCGAAACGAACUUUCCCUGAUGUCUAUGUUGCCGCCCGAGGUCAUGGCGCACACCAUCUUCUUUCUCAUCGAUGUAUGGCCCAUCCGCCUAGGCACUGAGGACCGUUUUAAAAAGACACUUGGAUGGGUUACCGUGACGCACGUCUGCCGACGCAUGCGCAACAUUUGUCUAGAGCAGCGGUCGCUUUGGGCCCGCUUAUCCCCGGAUAAUAGACAACCCUGGGACAUCUUCAUCGAACGAGCGGGCGGGUCGCCCCUUAUCGUCAGAGGCUCAUUGGGCAUAGAGAAAUACGUACCAGGACGCAUACAAGCCAUCCUCGAGCGUCGGGAUCGGAUACAGGAACUCUCCUUAGAUUUUAUCUACUAUCCUCGUCUUCGCGAGGUAGUGCAAGGUCUUGCUGGGUCCCUGUCCCAUCUGCGAGUGCUACGGCUGUCUUCGGCAGACUAUACGGGGAAGCUAGAGUCGCGCGCUGUGCUUGAUCCACGACUGUUGGUCGAUGUGGCCCCGGCGCUGCGUUGCCUCGAUAUCACUGGCAUUAUCUUCCCAUGGGGCUGCGGCUCCGCGAGCCUCACGCAGUUUCACUACACAUCCAACGUCAGCGCGCUACCUAUGAGCUCCAUGCCGCUUAGCAUCGAUGACAUCGUCUCUUCGUUGCGAUUGAUGCCGGCGUUGACAUCUCUCAAACUGGUCGACGCAUGCCCGGCGCUUGCGACCAAGCCCAUCAAUGCGGUCCGCCUACCGCAACUUGAACAUCUACAUAUCAACACCCAAGACGACUCUUGCUGGCAUCUUUGGUCCGUAAUGGAUCUUCCUCGGCUUUUGCAUGUCCAUAUCCGUGGCGGGCAUAGUGAAGGAACUGCCGCCCUCAUCACUUCGAGGUUACGGCUAUUCCACGCCUCUCAUGCACCGUGGAGCCACUCGCUGCAGGUUAGGCUCGGACAGGCGUUCAUCGCAUUCACAUUGGCGAAGGACGGGCUAUUUGCUUUCUCCGAAUCGCCUCUUACAGGACGGCUGCCCUCCAUCACGCUCGAAGUUCGCCGCAGCGACAUGCAGUCCAUGGCUCGCCAUCUCAUGGAUAUAACUCGACCUGACCAUACCACCACUAUCGAUGUCACGGUCCCAGAAAGAGUUGAUUAUGACCGGGCCUUCUUGGGCUUUCGCGAGGCCUUCAUGCCUGCAAGUUCGGUCACGACACUCGUCCUUCGUCAAUUCACAGAAGCUGGUCUCGCAGCUCUCAUACCGGAUGACCGUGCUCCUGGCUCUCCCCCCGAGGCUAACCCAGCAACACUCGACGAUAACGGCCACUCUCCCGUUACACUGUUUCCACACCUACGCAACCUGACAUGCGUAUCCAUGAACUUCACAAUCGUCACCGAUCGCUCUCAUCCUAACAUCCAGAACCACUCGAUGAUGGACCGGGUUCUGUUGGACCGCUCAAAACAGGCAGACGGCGGUAUCCAGCAACUGACCAUCCAAUCCUGCGACGUUUCGUCUGACUGGGUCAAGGGUUGGUCUGAGUACGUUGGGGAUAUGCAUUGGGACGGGGAGCAGGGGAGCGAGGCGCAGCGUGCACCCUCCCGCCGUCCACACCCGCGCCGUCGGUUAAACCCUCGAUUUCAUGGUCCCCAAAGGCAUGAGAUGACCGACGAGUCGGAGGAUUGA
Molecule: messenger RNA, 1854 nt
Organism: Peniophora sp. CBMAI 1063
Lineage: Eukaryota; Fungi; Basidiomycota; Agaricomycetes; Russulales; Peniophoraceae
Source: the annotation of a GenBank genome assembly